AAGCUGCCGUCAUUUUCGUUGUCAUUUCUUUUAGCGGCGUUUUGUCUGGAAACGUGUUUUUUGCUCACACGUGUUUUAAUGAGAUUUUCGUUUAAUUUUUAACAAUUUAAAGUACAAUGGCUGAUGUUGAGGAUAAACACGUUGAAGAAGUGAAGAACGGUGACUCCGAAAAGGCAGAUAUAGAAGCUGAAAAACCAAAGGAGUCGGCCGAGGAAAUCAAGAAGGCCGCUAAGGAGGAGGUUACUGAAAAACCCGAGAAAGGUGUCUCUGAAGAACCCGAGAAAAAAGUUUCGGAAGAACCGGAGAAAAAGGCAUCGGAAGAACCAGAGAAAAAGGCCUCAGAAGAACCGGAGAAAAAAGUCUCAGAAGAACCCGAGAAAAUAGUCCCCGAAGAACCAGAGAAAAAGGUAACUGAAGAACACGAGAAAGAGGCCUCUGAAGGAGAAAAAGAAGUCGAUGCCACACUCUCUAAGAGCGAACGAGCUAUUAUACGUCAAGUUGAAUAUUAUUUCAGUGAUGCUAAUUUGCGCCGCGAUAAGUUCCUAUUAGAACAGAUCUCGAAAGACGAAGAGGGCUGGGUACCACUUUCAGUCUUAUUGACAUUUAAACGUUUGUCAUCAUUGACCACAGAUACUACAGUAAUAAUUGAUGCGCUUAUUAAAUCAGAUGAAGGAUUGCUGGAAAUCAGCGAAGACAAGGAAAAACUACGACGCCAUCCGGAACGUCCUAUUCCAGAACAUAAUGAAGAACAACGCAAAGAAAUACAAUCUCGAACUGCGUACGCCAAAGGUUUCCCACUGGAGACAACUAUGUCAGAAUUAAUAGAUUUCUUUUCUCCUUAUGAAAAAGUGCUGCACAUUACUAUGCGCAAGUACCUAGAUAAACCGACCAAAGCUUAUAAAUUCAAAGGUAGCGUUUUUGUUACCUUUGCCAAGAAGGAGCAAGCGCAGGAAUUCAUUGAAAAAGAAAAAGUUCUUUAUAAUGAACGCGAGCUUCUGCGGAACUGGCAAGAAAAGUAUUUGGAAGACAAAAAAGAAGAGACAAAAUCAAAGUCAAAGAAAGGAAAAGCUAAACCUGAAGAAGAGAAGUUGCAGCUGCCUAAAGGAACUGUUGUGUUCUUUGAAAACGGUACCAAUACUGUCACUCGUGAAUUACUGCGUGAAGCAAUUGAAAAAGUUUCAGGGGAUUUAGAAAUUGCUUACAUUGAUUAUAGUAAAGGCGAUAAGAUUGGACAUAUUCGUUUUGUGGAAGAGAACAACGGCGGAGAGUUUCUUGAGAAAUUGGAGGGAAAUAAGUUAAAACUGAAUGAUGGCGUCGAACUCGAAUUGCGUACACUAUCGGAAGAGGAGGAGAAGACUUACUUAGCCAAGGCUGUUGAACAAAUGAAGAGUCGACGAAAUCAUCAUAAUAAAAGUAAGGGCGGUCACGGACACCGUAAACGUCGUGGUGGUCACGACAAUCGUAAUGACGAAAAGAAAAAGAAGACAGUAUCUGAUUAAACGUCUGCUAGAUGUAUGACCCACAUAGUCAUGUAAAACAAAUCUAUAUGCAUAAUUAUAUGUAAAAAUUAAGCAUAGGUGUAAUGUAAUGUCAUUUAUGAGCCGUAAAAAAGUUUAUUUUCAAAGUUCAUCUUAACACUUAAUUUUUUUUUCAUAAAUUGAGAUUGAAAAUCGUACGUUUUUCCACACUUAUUUGUGUGUACUGUCGAUGCCGAUAUAAAUCGAUUGUAUGUUCGAAAAACCGAAACUAUUUGUAAAUUGAAUUUUGAUAAAUUUAUGUAACUCAACAUCUUAAUUUU
Messenger RNA from Rhagoletis pomonella (apple maggot), 1798 nucleotides. It is a transcript of the gene La, whose product is annotated as la protein homolog. Gene Ontology annotation, biological process: positive regulation of translation; RNA processing. The coding region runs from base 117 to 1499 and encodes 460 amino acids. Gene Ontology annotation, cellular component: ribonucleoprotein complex; cytosol; cytoplasmic stress granule. The transcript has 4 exons. The record is from RefSeq and is a predicted model, not a curated record. Lineage: Eukaryota; Metazoa; Arthropoda; Insecta; Diptera; Tephritidae. Gene Ontology annotation, molecular function: RNA binding.